Molecule: messenger RNA, 1560 nt
Organism: Cryptococcus wingfieldii CBS 7118
Lineage: Eukaryota; Fungi; Basidiomycota; Tremellomycetes; Tremellales; Cryptococcaceae
Product: protein Clp1
Exons: 5
Coding region: 1-1560 (519 amino acids)
Biological process (GO): tRNA splicing, via endonucleolytic cleavage and ligation
Cellular component (GO): mRNA cleavage factor complex; nucleus
Molecular function (GO): polynucleotide 5'-hydroxyl-kinase activity
Source: RefSeq, a predicted model, not a curated record
AUGGCCGAACAAAACACUGAACUCACAAACCUCGAACUGGAAGCUGGGUCAGAGUGGAGGUUUGAGUUGGAAGGAGAUGAGAAUAUGGCUGUCAGGACUCUCUCUCAAGGAUCCGUCCUGAUCAACUCUGAAGAGAUCAACCCCACCACUUGGUACCCCAUCCACCGCUACACCAAAGCCGCCAUAUACGCCCCCUCCCCCGCCCGCCUUCAAGUCGCCAACAUGCCCGCCUCCCAAUACACAUCAUCUCCUACCAACCAGCCCCAGCUUAUCAAUAUCCACCUGGCCUUGGAGAGAGAACGGAUACUGGCCAAGCGCGGGCAGGGGAGUGCGCCGCGGGUAAUGGUUAUCGGACAGGCGAAUGCGGGCAAGACGACGGUGGUGAAGAAUUUGGUCAAUAUGGCGCUUGGCAGUGGACUUGGGUGGACGCCUGGUGUGGUUGGUUUGGAUCCUGCAAGUCCCCCGAACCUGAUUCCGGGCAGUAUCUCUCUGUCCACCCCUUCACACACUCUCCCAACGCACCAUAUCGCCCAUCCCCUCGGCGCGCCCUCGACCUCUACAGCAGGAAACACUCUGUCUGGGAAUGUCGAGACGCUUGCUUGGUGGUUGGGGACGAACGAGCCUACGAGCAAGAACCUGGAAGUUUGGAAGCUGUUGGUGCGGAAUCUGGCCGAUGCUUGGGAGAAGCGAUGCCAACAGGACAAGAAUGCCGCCGUCUCGGGCCUCUUCGUCGACACUUCCAGCGCUUUCACCGUCCCCUCUCUGAGCAAGAAGAAAGACGACCACACCCCUCCAUACUCUCUCGUCACCGACGCCGUCCAAGCCCUCGAUAUCGACACCAUCCUCAUCAUCGGCAACGAAAAGCUCCAAAUCGGCAUCUCCCGUCUCCCCCUCCUCCAAGCCCGGGGCACCACCGUCAUCCGUCUCCCCAAAUCCGACGGCGCUGUCGACCUCGACGAUGCCUACCGCUCUCUCGCGCAUAGCUUCAUCGUGAGGACGUACUUUUACGGCGAACCGCCGUUGCCGCCGCAGAUCUCGAGUUUGGUGGGCAAGAUGGUCGGGCUGGAUAGCGAGUUAACGCCGUAUUCGUUCCAGAUUCCGUGGUACCGGCUUUCUGUGAUGAGGGUUGGGGAGGAGAAUACGGCGCCUUCUAGUGCGCUGCCUCUGGGGUCUUCGAAGGUUGUUUCGCCGACGAGACUUGUCAAAGUUGACCCGAGCGGUCCGGGGCAUGUGGUGAGGCUUCUGAAUACCGUCCUGGCGCUGGUCCAAGUCAAGAAGGAGGACUGGUUGAACCCGGAAGAGAUGAAGGAGGAGAAAGAAGAGCACGAUGGCGAGGGGGCUGAGGGGACGGAAGGAGAGGUGAAGGAGGAAGAGCAGGAGGAUGAGGAUGAUGAAGUGCCGUACAAGGAAGAGAUUGGGACGAGGGAGGUUUUGGGGUUCAUCGUCAUUACUGCUAUUGACACUGUGAAGAAAAAGUAUACAGUCCUCUCCCCAAGCCCUGGCAAGCUUCCCUCUACUGUCGCUAUCGCAGGUCACAUCGAGUGGGUCGACUCGGCGUAA